Messenger RNA from Tympanuchus pallidicinctus (lesser prairie-chicken), 3520 nucleotides. It is a transcript of the gene CCDC42, whose product is annotated as coiled-coil domain containing 42. Bases 667 to 1710 code for a protein of 347 amino acids. The transcript has 6 exons. Gene Ontology annotation, biological process: spermatid development. Lineage: Eukaryota; Metazoa; Chordata; Aves; Galliformes; Phasianidae. The record is from RefSeq and is a predicted model, not a curated record.
AGGGUGAUGUUUGCCUGAAAGUAAUUUCCCUGAUACAGGUCAGAGUUGUAACCAAAAUGAAGACUUCUCCCUGCAGAGAGUCUCACCACCAGAGCAGGGGCAUUUCACAUGCAGUAGCCUGCAGAUGGAUCUUGCACAUUAGGGCUGAGGAAGGCAGAGGUUGCCCUUGGCAAACAUAGAGGGUGAAAUGUUUUGUGGAAGGAGCAGACCUGGAGGUCAGUGCUAUCUGUGAGUGGGGGACCUUUGGGAGCAGUGUGUCAUCACUGGGCACCGUCCCAAGCCCAUGGGGCAGCAGAGCCCUUCUGGCAGCCCAGCACUGCAGGGAGCUGGGCACAGCACAGACUGCAGAGGGGGCAGGGCCCACAUGCACUCUGCAGUCCCUUCCAUGAGGAUGUGGGGUAUCACACCGCUUUGGUCUCUAGACAACUGCCUGAGCAUCUUCUAACUGCCUUGGAACCUGUUCCAUGCCAACCAACCACCAACAGCAGCAGUAGGCACAACCAGGGCAUAGAAUGCCCCAAGAAAGUAGAAGCAGGAGGCUCUCAGGAAUACAGCCCUUCCUGAGCAUUUCUCCUCUGCACUGCUGAGCCGUGGGCUGGAAGGGCAGCUCCUAGGGUAACAGGGCAGCAGCUGCACCAGGAAGACCUGAACUCUCUGGGCCACGCAAUGGCUGAAGCAAUGGCCACUGUGGACAGUGAGGACCUCUCAGGCUAUUUCAGCAUGCAAUACAGGCAGAAUCUGCUGCUCUUGCUCAAGAAACUCAAACUGACCGAGGAGGACUCUCUGUCUCCAUUUAUUCGCCUCCAGGAGAAGAAGAAAGAAGCCCAAGAGAUGCAACGGGUUCUGGAGGAUAAGGAAGAGGUGAGAAAGGUGGAAGGGCUCUGGUCACGGCUGGGAUGGCCCACGGCUUUUUGGAGGGUGGCAGUGAGCAUGGACAGCCAAGCCUUGUCCCCUCUGUGCUUCCAGGCCUUCAGGGUGAGGAUGCAGGACAUCACCUGCAAGUGGAAGGAGCUCCGGGCCAAGGAGGCCGAGCUGAAGGCUCACAUGAAGAAAUCUGAGAGGACCCUAAAGGAAAAUGAUAAGAUGCGAAUCCAAGCUCUAAAAAAAGCUGGCAAAGAAAGGAAGGUGAAGAUGCAAAAAGAGAGUGAGCUCUUGAGAGCUAAGAAGGCACUGGAAGCCCUGAAAAUUAAGCACCAGAAACUCAGUGACAGAGUGCAGAACUACUCUAUCUUUGAAACCUAUCUGGAGGAUGUGGUGAAGGUCUCACAGUUUGAAGAGAUCCAGGCAAUCAUUUGGCACUACAAGAGGUUAGUGAGGAUGCGCAAGGCCCUGCUGCAAGCAGAACGUGGGCUUAAGGAAGCAAAGCAGAAAGCCAAGGAACUCAGCCAGCAUGAUGAAGAUGAGAGCCUGCAGUACAACAGUGACCUGGAUCAGCUUCAACUGCGUUCUCAUCAGGCUCAAAGGGAUGUUCUCACCAGGGAGUGUCUCUGGGCUGACAUGCAGAAAACAGCUGCCAAGAAAAGCCAGGAGCUGGGGACCAUCAAGAUGGCCAUCCUUGGCCUCUUCCAGCACGUGAGCAAGCAGAUGAAAAGAAGCCUGAAUGUGCCAGUGGAUGACAGCUACACACAGCUGAGCGUGAUUCAACAGUUUAUCCAAGACCUCAUGGACAUCUUAAUGGAAGUGAAAAGAAAGAGCAUACAGAGCCGUUAGCAUGCAGUUAUGCCUAUGGGGCUGCGAGGAAGAUGCCAAACUUGACCUGGUCUGCCAGCAAAAGCCCAGCAGUGUGGGAAGGGUGAGAAAAGGACAGAGAGCCCCACAGAUGCUGUAGACUUUACUAUAGGUUAUGUCAGUGAAGUUUCAUACCUUUCUUGCCCUUCUCUCCUGCACUGUCACUCGCACCUUCUCACACUAUUAAAAACAAUAUGUUUUAAGAUGGAUCUGUUUCUUGGGGUGGUUGGAACCAUUGGAACAGCACCAUCCCACAGCUUCAUCCAAGCAGUGCCUUCUCUGGCAGAUGGGAUGCUGGUUGCAGAGUACAGCAUCCCAGGAUAUAGGCUCAGAUAGGGGUUCACGUCCACACCUGGACGUACCACUCAGUUUAAGCUGAGGUAUUCAACAGGAACAUCACAAAGGAGGGAGGACUGUCCUUCCAGAGAGCUUCAGAGAUUUUCCUGCAUCACCACACCCAGUGCCUAUGGGAAUGUGGAUUUCCCUACGCAGCCACUCACUGCGUACCCAAACCCAUCCCUCUGCUGCUGUUAGGAGAAGUGUUGACAGGUAAAGGAUGAACCAGCUGAAUGAAUCGCAGCAAGCAUUUGCUUGUUCACUGUGAGUCCUAACAUGAUGAAUACAGAAACAGAGGACUACUUUCACACUGGAUUUCAGGUCUCAGCAGCAGAACAUCACCCUAUGCAGCAUCUCGGUGCGAUGCAAGCGCAGAAGGAAACACAACAGUGAAAAACUCAAUUGCAGAGGCAAGGGCAGUAAUUGCUCCUCAGCUACUGUGUGUGAAAAGAGAGCUCAUUUCUUUCUGAAACCUUGACGUGUUAAUGCUGUGUGGGCCAAGACAGGCCCUGUGUUCUUCUGAAUAGAUCACCAGAGCAGUGGGAGGUGAGUGGCAUUCCGCAUUCCAGCUGGCAAGGAAAAGUAAAAGAUGUUGCAACUUUAUGCAGCCACCAUGUGCCCACACUUUAAUGAUUUCAUUAUGUUCCUUCUGUAGAAUGGGGAUUGUGACUGUCAAGGAGGAGCAGGGGUGGGCUGCUCCUUGAGGCGGCUGCCCCAUGGUAUGCCACCAAGGAGAGGUUCAUGGCUGAGGUUCAUGAGUGAUGGCCAGGCUAUGUGCAACUCCAAGAUCAAGGUAGAAAGUCCAGCUGGCAGGUCAAGAUGAGAAUCAGUUAUAAGGCCAUGCACUGGCUUUCCUGCAAGGCAAAGACCAAAACUCCCACGCUGAGUCUCAUGCGUCUUUGCUGGAAACUCCUUGGGCAGCAGCUCUCCAUGCCAGGAUCUGAGAGCCCUUCCCCCAUCGCAUCUUCCUAUCUUGCACUGCCUUGCAUCCUGGGCUCUGCUUUCCAGUGAGACCAAACAGCAGCAGCAGAAGGGAGAGAGAAUUGCAGGAGAGAGCACAUCUUGGUGAGGUCCUCAGGGGUACCAGAGGUUGGUAAAUGUCUUGUAGAGGCACUGGUGACGAUAGAAAAAGCUGCUGAAAAAGUCAUCUCAUGACUCAUCCCAGCAGAGAUGAGGUUGUGUGUUUGUGUCCUUGCAUCUCCUCUCUGCAGAGAUGCAUCCAAAAGGACCAGGAGCAUUUAUACCCACCCUGAGAGGUGACUCAGCUGUCCUCUCUUCUUCCACCCAUGGCCACCCCCUCACCAUCUUCAACAUCAGUGGCAGCUGCUGGGGGCUGAUGGGAACGGGGUGGUUGUGCCCAGGGAAAUGGGGGCUGCAGCCCUGAGCCUGCAUGAGGUAAUUAUGGAAAGACCUUGGAGAGUCUCAGGGUCAGGCUGUCCACUGCAAACAGGCUACU